Sus scrofa (pig) is the source of this 1485-nucleotide messenger RNA. It is a transcript of the gene GRPEL1, whose product is annotated as GrpE like 1, mitochondrial. The record is from RefSeq and is a predicted model, not a curated record. Gene Ontology annotation, molecular function: protein-folding chaperone binding; protein homodimerization activity; adenyl-nucleotide exchange factor activity. Lineage: Eukaryota; Metazoa; Chordata; Mammalia; Artiodactyla; Suidae. Gene Ontology annotation, biological process: protein folding; protein import into mitochondrial matrix. Gene Ontology annotation, cellular component: PAM complex, Tim23 associated import motor.
CCCGAGGGGGCGGGCCAGCGGCUCCCGCGCAUGCCUGUGGCGCGCGCAGGGCUGACGGCGGCGGCAGUCAUGGCGGCUCCGUGUGUGAGGGUGGCGCGGCGCAGCCUCUCGGCUUUAGCGUUGUCUCUCAGGCCCUCUCCCCGGCUGCUGUGCACAGCCACAAAACAGAAGAACAACGGCCAGAACUUGGAAGAGGACGCGGGUCAGAAUGAACAGAAGACAGAUCUUCCCUCUACAGAGAAGACCCUCAUGGAGGAGAAGGUCAAGCUGGAAGAGCAGCUGAAGGAGGCCAUGGAAAAAUACAAGCGCUUGGCAGAUACUGAGAACUUUCGGCAGAGGAGCCAAAAAUUGGUGGAGGAAGCUAAACUCUAUGGCAUUCAGGGCUUCUGCAAGGACCUGCUGGAGGUCGCAGACAUCUUGGAGAAGGCGACACAGUCUGUCCCGAAGGAAGAGAUCAGAGACGACAACCCCCACCUGAAGAACCUCUACGAGGGGCUCCUGAUGACCGAGGCCCAGAUCCAGAAGGUGUUCACCAAGCACGGCUUGCUCCGCCUGGACCCCCUGGGCGCCAAGUUCGACCCGUACGAGCACGAGGCCUUGUUCCACACGCCGGUGGAGGGCAAGGAGCCGGGCACGGUGGCGCUGGUUAACAAAGUGGGCUACAAGCUGCACGGGCGCACCCUGAGGCCCGCCCUGGUGGGGGUGGUGAAGGAGGCCUAGCCGCCGCCAGGGCUGCUGGCGUUUGCAGGUGACUCUCAGAAGGCCGGUUGUCUUUGCUCCUGCCAGUGCUUUGACCUUUCCCUGACCCCCGUUGGAAGGCUUCGGUCACCACGGCGCCACAGAACAGCAAGCCAGUUGCGCAGUCGUGUCAACAGACUGGAGCUGGGGAGUCGUUCGUUGAUUUUCCAUGCAUAUUUAUAGGUGGUGUGCUGACGGAUCGCUGCCGGAGCCUCGGGUGUCGUGAAAAACACUGUGUCUGCUCAGACUCUGGUGACCUCAGAGGGUUUGAGAUGAAUAAAAGGUCGAUGUCUGGCUAGCUGGCCGCGCCGCGCCUGUGUCCUGUGCGUCUCCUGCAGCACACGCGUGCCCGGCCCGCCGCCUUCCAUUCACGGAGGAAAGGCCCAAAGAGUUUAAACAUUUUCUUGCCAAGGAAAAGUUGAUGCCUUGGCGAAUCUGUUUGAGUUCAGUUACAGUCGGUCUCGAGGCUGCAAGGGCGCCGUCUGGCUUUCGGCGAUAAGGCCCCCCCUUAGCAUUCAUUUUGCCAGUAACUGAAUCUGACAGAAUCAGUCACUUUUGUCCUGUAUCGUUCAUCUAUUUAAAGAAAUGUUUAAAUCUCUGCCCCACUAAUUAGUGGUGACCUGAGGGUAUUUCCCCUCCUAAGAUGGACUUUCCUAGAGAUCCGAGAACCGCAUGUUUGGUCUGUUUCAGUGUUGAUUUUUAAACUUUAUUUAAGAGGAUUAAAGCCCUGACAUGUUUAUUUUCCUA